CUCUACUUAUUCUGGCCGUCUAAAAGGUCAUACAGGAAUGCACACAGGAGAAAGACUAUUUGAAUGCAGUGAGUGUGGAAAGAAGUUUACUCGAUCUAGUGAUCUAGCAGUUCACAGGAGAAUCCACACAGGAGAAAGACCAUUUGAAUGCAGUGAGUGUGGAAAGAAGUUUACUCGAUUAAGUGAUCUAACAGUUCACAGGAGAAUGCACACAGGAGAAAGACCAUUCGAAUGCAGUGAGUGUGGAAAGAAGUUUACUCGAUCUAGUCUUCUAAAAGUUCACAUGAGAAUGCACACAGGAGAAAGGCCAUAUGAAUGCAGUGAGUGUGGAAAGAUGUUUACUCAAUCUGGUAAUCUACAAAAGCAUAGGAAAAUACACACAGGAGAAAGGCCAUAUGAAUGCAGUGAUUGUGGAAAGAAGUUUACUGAUUCUGGUAAUCUAAAAGUUCAUAUGAGAAUACACACAGGAGAAAAACCAUUUGAAUGCAGUGAGUGUGGAAAGAAGUUUACUCAUUCUAGUGAGCUAAAAGUUCAUAUAAGAAAGCACAAAGGAGAAAAACCAUUUAAAUGCAGUGAGUGUGCAAAGAGGUUUUUUCGAUCUGGUCAUCUAAAAUUUCAUAUGAAAUUGCACACAGGAGUAAGGCCAUAUCCAUGCAGUGAUUGUGGAAAGAAGUUUACUCAAUCUAGUGAUCUAAAAGUUCAUAUGAGAAUGCACACAGCAGAAAGACCGUUUGAAUGCAGUGAGUGUGGAAAGAAGUUUUUUCAAUCUGGUCAUCUACAAGUUCAUAUGAGAAUGCACACAGGAGAAAGGCCAUUUGAAUGCAGUGUGUGUGGAAAGAAGUUUACUCAAUCUAGUGGUCUAAGAGAUCACUUGAGAAUACACACAGGAGAAAGACCGUUUGAAUGCAGUGUGUGUGGAAAAACGUUUUUUCGACCUGGUCACUUAAAAGAUCAUAUGAGAAUGCACACAGGAGAAAGGCCAUUUGAAUGCAGUGAGUGUGGAAAGAAGUUUACUCAAUCUAGUGGUCUAAAAAGUCACAUGAGAAUGCACACAGGAGAAAGGCCAUUUGAAUGCAGUGGGUGUGAAAAAAAGUUUACUCAAUCUAGUGGUCUAAGAGAUCACAUAAGAAUACACAGAGGAGGAAAGCCAUAUCAUAGGUCUCAUCGAAGAGAAGAGAAAAAACAUUGUGAAACUCGUGGAGAAUUCCUUGAUUUUGCGGCACUAGUUGCAAGACACCAAACAGUUCACACUCAAGAAGACAGGAUUGCUCAAAAGGAUAUAGAUUUGAUAUCAUCGUCAAGCAAGUCUCAAACCAACUCUAAUAGUACUCAUUUAUCUGCUCAAAUUUCUGCAAUGUUUAGUGAUAGAAGCUUAGUCACAUUUCUAUCCAUUCCUUCCAACGGUGUUUGCAGGUCAUCUGUUGUUUUCUCUAUGUUCCACCAUCCCAAUAUAGCUGUGACAUAUGGUGUGACUGUGUCUACGGGAGGUGACAUGUUGGUGAUGGAGAAAGUUGUAACGUCUUUAUCUGAUGUGCUUGAUGAUUCAGUCGUGAAUGAUGAGAUGAAUGUACACGAACGAAUUGAUAUUUCUUAUGGCAUUGUUUGUGCAGUCGACUAUUUGCAUCAUCAAGUGGGAAUCAUUCACGGCUACAUCAGCCCUACCACUGUAUUUAUCACAUCUCGACUGACCGCCAAACUGUUAGAUCCAGCAGCAUCUUGUCUCCUACAUGAUAAGAUAUGUCAACGUGAUGAGUCAUAUGAUGAUGAUCUGCAUCAACUAAUCUGUCUCCUCAUCAAGUUAUACGGCUCAUUUUCACAAUUUUUAUUUGUUUGUCGUCAUUUAUGGAGCAUAAUAAGUCAUGAUAAGCAGUCAAGGAACAAAGUGGUGUCUACGACGGAGCUGCUUGAGUUAAUUGAUGAAUUAAAACUCAACGAGGAAUACAGUUGCAGCUCCCGCAGACGUGAACUAUCGAUAGUUAAUUGAAAAUGAGUUCGUUAUCUGAUUAGAUAUAAAUGUUGACUGAUUGUGUGUGUUUGUAAAGUUGAAGUUUAGAGUACAUUAAUUGGUUGAAGACAGAGUUGCGUAUAACGUAGC
Messenger RNA from Corticium candelabrum, 2095 nucleotides. Its product is annotated as gastrula zinc finger protein XlCGF57.1-like. Gene Ontology annotation, biological process: regulation of transcription by RNA polymerase II; protein phosphorylation. Lineage: Eukaryota; Metazoa; Porifera; Homoscleromorpha; Homosclerophorida; Plakinidae. The transcript has 2 exons. Gene Ontology annotation, molecular function: protein kinase activity; DNA-binding transcription factor activity, RNA polymerase II-specific; RNA polymerase II cis-regulatory region sequence-specific DNA binding. The record is from RefSeq and is a predicted model, not a curated record. Bases 38 to 1984 code for a protein of 648 amino acids.